GUCGCUGCGCUGCUCGUCACUGCAGUUGGCGAAUUUCACCGAGUAAAACCGAGUGAUGCGGCUCAGCUGACUGUGAGGAUUGAGGAUCACUUCUCAGUUUAGCUAUUGAAUCAAAAAUAAAACCAGCUUCUGAUUGAUCGAUUAGACCAAACACAGCCAUGCCGUCGCUUCUGUUCUGCGGGCCGAAGAUGGCCGCGUGCGGGAUAGUGAUCAGCAUCUGGGGUGUCAUCAUGCUGGCGAUGCUGGGGAUCUUCUUCAGCGCCAAGUCGGCCGUGCUGAUCGAGGACGUCCCGUUCACCGAGGACGACAUUCGGAAGGAUCAGAACCCUCCUCAGAACAUCUACAGUCUCUACAACCAGGUCGGCAUCAACUGCUUCAUCGCCGCCGGCAUCUAUGUUGCCGUGGGCGCCGUCUCGCUCUGCCAGGUGCGACUCAACAAGCGCCAGGAGUACAUGGUCACAUAGACCCCCCACGCCCCCCCGAAGACCACUGGAGGAACCUGACGUCAGCGGCCGCCUGUCCACAAAGUUUUACGAUACAGCGUCACACAACGGACCAAUCAGCAGCUGAGUCAGUAAAAUUCGGGGGGCGAAUAAUGAAGCGAGAAUUAUUUAUUUUAAAGUUACAACCUUUGGAUGUUUGUUGUUGUCUGCUGUGAUGUUUCUCGGUGUUGUUGAUGUUGUUUUAAAUGUUAAAUCAUUCCCUUUUGAACGAAUUAUUCAUGGAAACGUUUGUGAAAAGUAUUAAGUAAAAUUCUUUUAUUGCUAAUUCCUUCUGGAAAAAUGAAUAAAACAAACUAAGGAUG
Molecule: messenger RNA, 805 nt
Organism: Perca flavescens (yellow perch)
Lineage: Eukaryota; Metazoa; Chordata; Actinopteri; Perciformes; Percidae
Gene: rnasekb
Product: ribonuclease, RNase K b
Exons: 3
Coding region: 159-464 (101 amino acids)
Biological process (GO): nucleic acid metabolic process
Molecular function (GO): RNA endonuclease activity
Source: RefSeq, a predicted model, not a curated record